UGCUCCUGUUGCUGCUGCUCCUACUGCUGCUCCUCCUGCUUCUGUUGCUCCUCCUGCUGCUGCUCCUGUUGCUGCUUCUGUUGUUCCUGCUGCUGAUCCUCCUGCUGCUGCUCCUCCUGCUGAUCCUACUGCUUCUGUUACUCUUGCUGAUGCUGCUGCCCUUGCUGCUGCUGCUCUUGCUCCUCCUCCCGCUGCUGUUCCUCCUCCUGAUGAUCCUCCUGCCCCUCCUGCUGAUCCUCCUGCUGCUGAUCCUCCUGCUGCUGAUCCUCCUGCUGUUGCUGCGCAAGCGGCGCGCGGGGGCGAUCCACAUUCUGCUCCUCUGUUCCUUCUCCUGCACCUCAUCAUCUCUCUCCUCCUGCACAUCAUCCCCCUCCUCGCACUUUCCCAGUGUGUACCCACGCCUAAUACCAUUGCGGUUUAUUUGCGCGGACAAUCGUGUAGAAUCCGAGGUUCUCAGGAGUUUUUAUGAUGACUCCUCUACUUACGAACAUUCGACUUACAAACUUUCAGAGAUACGAACAAACCUGGCAGUAUGUCCAGUUGGCCGAGAGUCAUAAGGUCAACUGCUGCGCAUAGGUGGUGGUGGCAUCUACUUCUACAGAACAUGAAGAACCAGUGGCAUCUACUUCUACAGAACAUGAAGAACCAGUGGCAUCUACAUCUACAGAACGUGAAUAACCAGUAGCAUCUGCAGAAUGUGAGGAUCCAUUGGCAUCUGCUUCUGCAGAACAUGAAGAACCAGUGGCAUCUACAUCUACAGAACGUGAAGAACCAGUGGCAUCUACAUCUGCAGAAAUUGAAGAACCAGUAGCAUCUGCAGAAUGUGAGGAACCAUUGGCAUCUACAUCUGCAGAAAGUGAAGAACCAGUAACAUUUACAUCUGCAGAAUGUGAAGAACCAGUAGCAUCUACAUCUGCAGAAUGUGAUGAACCAUUGGCAUUUACAUCUGCAGAAAGUGAAGAACGAGUAGCAUCUACAUCUGCAGAAUGUGAAGAACAGUGGCAUCUACAGCUGCAGAAUGUGAAGAACCAGUGGCAUCUACAUCCACAUAACGUGAAGAACCAGUGGCAUCUACAUCUAUGGGACGUGAAGAACCAGUGGCAUCUACAUCUGUAGAAAGUGAAGAACCAGUAGCAUCUACAUCUGCAGAACGUGAAGAAACAGUGGCAUCUAUAUUUGCAGGAGAUUAUACAACUUUUAAAACCAUUCCCCGUGUUUAGUGUAUAUGCCACAAACAACGUGUUUGGAAUCUACAGGAGUAAAGUUGAGCAUUACGAGAAAAUCGACUUACGAACAGAUCUUUGCAAUCCAACUCGUUCGUAAGUAGAGGAGUCUUUCCCGUAGCAAAGCUCCGCUGAGCUAGGACGAUUAUUAUUUUUGUUCAAAGGGCAAUUCGGACCGGUAGACAUAAAAAUAUUCCACACAAUUUAAAGAAUUUUUUACUUAAUAAUAACCGCAAUUAUUGUGUAAGAUUUACAUUUUCGCACUUAAACUCCAAUAAGUCAGUUUAAGUGAGGACAGAGAAUGGCAGAUUGUAAAUGCCAAGAGAUAUCAGAAUUUAAAUAAUCAGAAACUUGCAUUUGACAGCUCAACGAAGUAGUGGCUUAUGUAGAAAUGUAUGGCAGCCAAAUAAUCUAAACGCGUGACGUCCACCGAGGCUCUCCCUUUUUGGAUCGCGGAAGUUGCCCUCCCCCCCGUCAGACAAGAAGCUGCAGAGAAGAUCCCUGGGCAGGCAAGAUGCCACGCAGAGCCAACGUGCGAUGGGAAGACAUCGCCGCCGCUGCUGCCGCCGCUGCUGCCGCCGCUACCGCCGCUGCUACUACUGGUGCUCCCGGAGGAGUGGUCCCUUAUCCGACCGUGAAGGCAUUGAGUGGUCGUUUGGAGCGUAACCCUCGGAGGCAGACGUGGCUCCAGGUGAAAGAGGAGAGAGAGGAGGACGAGGAGGAAUACCGGGAGGUGAGGGGUGAUAUUCAUCUCCCAGCCGAGGGAGCUGACAUUCAAAUUAAAGAGGAGGAGGAUGAGGAGGGGCGGAGCGAAGAAGGCGGAGUGGGAGUGGGAGGAGGCCUUCGCAUCAAAAAAGAGCCCCUGGAGCCCGAUGAGGAGCGAGCGGUUCACGACAUCUCCCCAUCGGCCUGGCGAGGAGACGGCUGGGCGCCUUCGUCGGGUGUGGCGGAGGUGGAGGUGGAGGUAGAGAAUGAGAGCGACGGCAUAGCAGCGGAGGGCGGACCCGCGAGGCGCUCCGACGAACGGACGCGCGACGACGACGACGAUGAUGACGACGACGAACCCCGACGGAGGCCGCCGCCCGAGGGCGGGCACGUGCGGGCUCAUGCUUGCCCAGAAUGCGGCAAGGCGUUCGCGACGACCAAGAGCCUCAGGCGCCACCAGAAGAUCCACCUGCUCGUGAAGCCCUACCAGUGCCCUGCGUGCGACAAGGGCUUCGUGCGCCCCUCUACCCUGCGCAGCCACAUGUGGAUCCACACGGGCGAGAAGCUGCACAGGUGCUCGGCGUGCGGCAAGAGCUUCUCGCAGUCAUCGUCGCUGCAGAACCACACGCGGACGCACACCGGCGAGAGGCCGCACGUCUGUCCCGUCUGUGGCAAGGGCUUCAUCCAGUCGUCACCCUACCAGCGGCACAUGAUGACACACACGGGCGACAGGCCACACAAGUGCCACCUGUGCGCGAAGUCCUUCACCGUCGCCAAGUUCCUCAAGGACCACCUGAUGACGCACACGGGCGAGCGGCCCUACAGGUGCUCCUUCUGCGAGAAGGGCUUCAUUAAGCAGCUGAACCUCGUGUGCCACGUGCGGUCGCACACAGGCGAGAAGCCGCACACAUGCCCCGUGUGCGGCAAGGGCUUCGCCUACAAAUCGGUGCUCAAGUGUCACAUGAGGACUCACAGGGGGAAGAUGGACCAACAUUAGCGUCCCUCGGUAGGAUGAAUAAAGUGUAAAACAAAGGCCACUUGACAGUGUUGGACAUUUGUGGAUUAUUAGAUAGCCUGGGCUCUUUUCACUUUCGUUUAAAAAAAAAUGAUAAGACAAUACUACAAGAUUGCUGUGCAUAUAUAUCGAAAUAGGGAUUAUAAGUCCUAUGUCAUUCACUACCACCAGUACUAUUACAUUUGACUUCCAAAGAGACACCCAAUGACCCACACGGGGCCCUACAGGGUGCCACCGUGUGACGAUAAAUCAAGUCGGUGCUUGAGUAUCACGUAAGGACUCACAGGGGGAGGAUGGAUCGACACGAGCGGCCUCUGGGAUGGAUAAAGUAUAAAUAUAAAGGCCACGUGACAGUGUUGGACAUUUGUGGAUUCUUAGAGAGUCUGGGCUUUUUUUCGGUUUAAUUAAAAUGAAAAAUUAUAAGACCAGAGUAACACUACAAGAUUGCUAUAUCUACAGUAAGGUUUCAGAGUAUGCGGGAGUAGGUAGGCUCCGUGUACCUCCAUGUAAGCGCAAUUUUUCAUAAGUUGGGGUUCGCCUGUAUGAGUAUAGAUAUACAUUGGAAAUAUAUACACUCCUAUAUACUACUAUAUCACUAGAAACUACUAUAUGAGUGUAAUAUAUAAAAUGUAAGUGUAUAUACAAUUUAUAUAAAUGUACAUAAAUGUUUAUUGAAGUCAAAGUAUUGUACAGUAAAUGAUUCACUAAUCAUCGGUAGCAUCCAAGUCAGAUAGAAAAUGAGAUUAUUAACACGAGACUAGAACACUAGAUGUUGUUUUGGACACGUUUCUUGCGUGGGCAAUACAGUUACAUCCCCUCAAAUACACAUGGCGGGGGGUGAUUUGACCCCAUGCAUGUAGUGAAAGUAAAGUCACAAAGUGUAAGGAUGAAUUGGGGUGGUCGGUCGCUUAUGAGCGGGUCCGCGUACUCUGAGACUUUACUAUAUAUCAAAAUCGGGAAUAUCUUUCCUCGGUCAUUCAUCGCCACCGAUACUCAUACGUUUAACUUCCAGAGAGGCAUGCGAUGACCCACGCUGGGCACUAUAGGACUUCUCGAGUGCCACCCUGUGUGAUGACAAAUCAAUUCGGUGCUUGAGUGUCACAUGAUGACUCACAGGGGGGAGAAGGACCAACGCAAGAGGCCCUUUGUGGGAUGGAUCUAUAUAUAUAAAAUCGCGAAUCUGUCUGUCUGUCUGUGUGUGUGUGUGUGUGUCGCCGGACCAUACGCAGUUUCAUUGGACGGCGGUUGCCCCUGGCAACGGGUAGCGACGCCUUCGCCGCUUUCAUUGGACGGUGGUUGCCCCUGGCAACGGGUAGCGACGCCUUCGCCGCGGGCUGCAGUUUCAUUGGACGGCGGUUGCCCCUGGCAACGGGUAGCCACACCUUCGCCGCUUUCAUUGGACGGCGGUUGCCCCUGGCAACGGGUAGCGACGCCUUCGGCGCGGGGUGGACGCCAUUUUUAAUUCCCCUUAAAAAUAGGCGCACGCAUUAACACGCGACUCUGACGUUAAUUCAUCAAAGUUUCACGUCCUCUUCACUCCCCCCCCCACCACAAUGUGUGCAAUUACUAUUAUAGGGUCGGUAGAUUAUAAAAUUAUAGUGAUUAGACAGUAUUAUUGUAGCGCGGGGGGGGGGGGGAACGGCACCCGUACCCAGCGUCAGCCGGGUGGCAAAAUCAGGCGAGGCCGGAGGCUCUGCACGGUGCUAAGCCUCGACACCCACCACGCGACUCUGAGGUAAAUUCAUAAAAGUUUCACGUCCUCUACAGAGUC
Molecule: messenger RNA, 4714 nt
Organism: Lethenteron reissneri (Far Eastern brook lamprey)
Lineage: Eukaryota; Metazoa; Chordata; Hyperoartia; Petromyzontiformes; Petromyzontidae
Product: zinc finger protein 239-like
Biological process (GO): regulation of transcription by RNA polymerase II
Molecular function (GO): DNA-binding transcription factor activity; RNA polymerase II cis-regulatory region sequence-specific DNA binding
Source: RefSeq, a predicted model, not a curated record